Messenger RNA from Coccidioides posadasii C735 delta SOWgp, 201 nucleotides. RefSeq names its product snoRNP complex protein (gene NOP10). Gene Ontology annotation, molecular function: telomerase RNA binding; snoRNA binding. NCBI's taxonomy places the organism in Eukaryota, Fungi, Ascomycota, Eurotiomycetes, Onygenales, Onygenaceae. Gene Ontology annotation, cellular component: box H/ACA snoRNP complex. The record is from RefSeq and is a predicted model, not a curated record. Gene Ontology annotation, biological process: rRNA pseudouridine synthesis; ribosome biogenesis; snRNA pseudouridine synthesis.
AUGCAUUUGAUGUACACUCUCGACGACCAGGGGAAGCGAGUCUAUACCCUUAAAAAAGUGCUUAACGGGCAGGUGACAAAGUCUGCACACCCAGCCCGAUUCUCACCAGAUGAUAAAUACUCCAGACACCGAGUUACUCUCAAAAAACGAUAUGGAUUGCUACUGACACAACAACCCGGUAAGCUCUAUGCUCUCUUUUAA